GAAACCUCCCGCAAGUCGGAAGAUGACAAGGACUUACGUUUGCUUGUGCAAGAAUGGGGGGCUAUAUAUGAGCAGUGUAGAUUGCAUUGGGUCGGCAUUCUACACCAAGCUGAAGAAACGGAAGACAACAGUUCUCUCUCAAAUUUGGGAUUGACUGGGACACUGCCAGCAGAAAGCUGAACUGAACAAAGUAUAACUAUCAGUGAAUAGAUUUAAAACAAGAAAGCUUCACAAUGCCAAGGCGUGGAGGCCGACGUGGGAGGGGAAGAGGUCGUCAGGGCCCAGCUAAACCCAAGCAGCACGAUGAAUUCCAACUUGAGGCAGCAUCAAAGGAUGAGACAGAAACAGACGUUAUGGACAAUCUAGCAGCUCUGUUCACAAAAGAGAGCUCAUUUGAGAAGCAUUUUGCUGCCCAGGAGAAAGGCUGCCCCAAGUAUGUAGCUACUCUGCUAGUUCUACAGAGGAUUGGAACAGACGUUUUACAAAGUUCCAAAGCUCGUGCCCUCGCAGUAGCCUGGGCUCGCAAGGAUAAGGAUCUUGCAGCUAGACUACUGGCCAACUCCAAGGAGUUCGGACUAGUAGAGGUCUUGAAGGCAGCGACACUGCUGGACUCUGGACGCAAGAUGCGUGAGUGGGAGAAGAAGUUGAAGCUACUUCGGAUGCAAACCAAGGUCGCUCCUCAAAAGAUCGCUAAGAUCACGACGAAUAUUCAUAAUCUGAGUAACAUUAAGCCAUCGGUUGGAUCCAUGAGUGGGGCCAUCAGUCGUCAGAUCAGACGUUGGGUUCAAACCAUUCCUUCAUCUGAGCUUGAGUUCUAUGCUCUUCACUUGCCCAAGGAUCCAUGGAAGAGGCUGGCUGACCUGGUGCACUUCAACCCUCAAACAGACUUCAGUCUGCCAUGGUUUUUACCUCACUGCUUUGGCGCCCCAGCGCCAGAAGACACCAUAGUUUCCAGAUGUUCCAGCCUCAGCGCAGAGAAUGUGAACGAGCUGAUGGUGCACAAUGAUCUUCCAUAUGCGCAUGUUAAACAGUUCAAGGCAAACCUCACUGCAGAGUCAAAGACACGAAUCGCUGUGUCGGAGAAAAGUCUCGAUGCAUUGCUGUGGAAUUAUGAAGACCUGCACUGCCCCGAGGUGGAUUUUGUAAUCGAGGAGAGAUUACAAGGUGGGGAAUCCAUCAGCCUUCCCUAUGGUAAGGUCAUGGAGAGGCUUCUCCUCAUCAAAGGAAUGAGACACAAGGAUUCUGCCAAGACCGAACAGACUAAUCAUCUUUACGAGAAACUCAUUGCAAUAGCAGACGAAAAACUGGAGCAGACAAGAUUGAACAUUGACUCUCCUGUGGCGGUGAUAGGUGACCGAUCUCCCUCCAUGGGUACAGCCAUUAGCACCAGUACCAUCAUCGCCAGUUUGCUGUGUGCCAUCGCUAAGGCAGAGCUGUCAUUCUUCAGUCAUCGUAACUUUAUCCCUGAUGAUGUACCCAAGACUAUUGUUGAGAUUCUCGAUCUAGCGUCCUCAAUCGACACAGAGGGUUCGACCAUACCAGCAGCUAGCCUUCUUCCGUACUAUGAGAGCAAGAAAGUCAUCAAGACAUUCAUCAUCGUUACCGAUGAGGAAGAAAAUGGAACGGUCGAGUACGAGGGUGCCAGAUACGACUUCCACACUCUCUUCGAGAAGUACUUCAAGGAAGUCUACCCAGCCAAGCUAGUGUUCGUUUCAUUCCUGCACAACCAGCACCUCACCGGUCAGAUGGUGAAGGCCUUGCUGGCCAAGGACAUCACGCCUCUGCAGUUCAAGCUGGAUAACAGCCGUCCAGACCUGGUCAAGCUGGGUAACCUGCUUGGACUGUUGUCCAGCGAAGCGGUUGGAUUCAGCGAGGAAGUCGGCACUCUUGAGAAGGAGAUCGUGGAUGUUGGCUUGCAGAAAGCCAUUGAGAAUAUGACACUUAAAUAAAUACAUAGCAUACACAUCUGAUAUUCUACAUCCAUAUGUCCAUCCGCUUUCCUUAUGCUAUUCUUCGGAGAGCUUCUUGGGGUAACAGCGCACCGUCUCUACAGCUGGUUCACAUGCAUUUUCUGCUGCUGCUCCAAAUGUACGGAACUCGUUACCGUCACAUCUUCGCCAUGCAACUACACUUGGACAAUUCAAGCAAUGACUUAAGACUCAUUUAUACCGAAAUACUUGACUGUUUUAUUUGACUAUACAUCUUGAAUUUUGAUUUGAUUUUUUUUCCGCAUCUUCUGAAGGCGCUUGGUAAUCUUAGGAAAAGGCGCCUGAUAUAAAUGCUGUUAUGUAUGCAAGUAUGUAAAGGGUUACAGCUGUAUUAGUCGGUUUGGAUUGGAACCACCGACUUUUGCAAAUGUAGAACAGUGUCUUACCAACUAGACCACCAGAAUUGCCCAGUAGCUAGAGGCAGUUUCGAAUCAUAUUAUUUAUCAGUGUGUACACUACCGCAACGUUUUUAUAGAUGUUACAUUUGCAUCGGGGAUAAAGAGUAUUAAUUUGGUUUUUCAUCGAUGUGUGUUAGCACUGUUUACUCAGUACUUUCCCGAGCUCUGUGAACAAAGUUACAGGCAUACUACUCGGAUGGGAUUCAAACCCACAAUCUCACAGAGCUCGACAGGAAAGUACUGUAUACAGUACUAACACAUAUCGGUGUAAAACCAAAAUUAAUAUUUUUUAUCCCCAAACCAAAUUUCCAUCUCUUAAAUAAAGGGCUUUUCAAGGUUCAAGGUUCGUUUCAUUUACACAGUUUCAUAAAAGCAAUAGGUAAUAUCAAUAAAUAGGAAAAUUAAACCUCCUGCACCAUUUAAUUAACUGCUUUUAUUUGAUCAUUUGAUGAUCAUUUUAACAUCAUUGUUUUUCUGUAUUGAAUAUGUGAAUACAAUAGUUGGCAUUUCUGCGCAAAGCAAAUUUGUCCCAAUAAAAGUUUUAUGCUAUUUGGCGAAGAUAUUUUUAUAAAUUGUAGAAAUUGUUUACCUUUAUAUUUUAAAUAUUAUAUAUUAUAUAUUUGUUUUUCUUACAUAAAUUGUCAACGUAUAAAAGGUAUUAUUAUUGUUGUAGUGAAAAGAGUUUGAAUGGAACUAGUGAAGAUAAGAUAGUAUUUCUAUAAUCAUUCGUAAUUUGUGUAAUAAUUCUUGAUAACUGACAAAAACACAGUAAAGAGUACUGCUUUGCAUUCGUCAUAUUACCAGUUGUUUCCAAUGGUUGUAAGUUUGUAACUCCUUGGGAACCAGCCAAAAGUGGUUCAAUUCAUGAAUGGACGUGCAAGUUUACUGUAUAUUGAAAAUAAUUUGAGUCAAUUAGCAUUGUUAGUUGUUUCAAUACUAAAAAAAAUAGCUGUUAAGCCUGGUUCAUACUUUCUGCGAAUGCGAUGCGAACUUUGAUGUCACAAGUUCGCAACAAAUAAUUCGCACCAGUUGACUUGUGCAGAACUCUUGCAAAAUAUUUACUGCGAAAACAGCUCUGUGACAUCAAAAUUCAUAUCACAUUGGCAUUCGUAAGAAGUAUGAAUGGGCUUCAGUCUGAUAGAUAAAAACAAGGAAGGUAAUGGUAGUGCUUAAAGACUAACUAAUUAUCAAGGACUUUAUAGGGACCGUGGUUUCCUGUUUCACUACUAGGAAGAAUUUGUAUUUUUUAAUUGUUUAACUUUUUAACUUUUAACCUUUAAUUGGCACUGUGUACAGUGUGAUGAGAUAAUUGUAUGUGGUGCACUUAACAAUAAAUGAUUAGAUCAGAUUAGAUUAGA
Messenger RNA from Asterias rubens (European starfish), 3744 nucleotides. RefSeq lists its product as uncharacterized. The transcript is spliced from 10 exons. The coding region runs from base 234 to 1949 and encodes 571 amino acids. The record is from RefSeq and is a predicted model, not a curated record. NCBI's taxonomy places the organism in Eukaryota, Metazoa, Echinodermata, Asteroidea, Forcipulatida, Asteriidae.